Molecule: messenger RNA, 1401 nt
Organism: Brachypodium distachyon (stiff brome)
Lineage: Eukaryota; Viridiplantae; Streptophyta; Magnoliopsida; Poales; Poaceae
Product: probable protein S-acyltransferase 16
Exons: 8
Coding region: 208-1059 (283 amino acids)
Molecular function (GO): palmitoyltransferase activity
Source: RefSeq, a predicted model, not a curated record
CUCUAAUCUCUGCCCCCAUCUCGCCACUGCUUCUUCCCGCGGAAUAAAGUAACCUCCCCAUAAAAACGGGCCGGCCGCCCCCCACCUUCCCUUUCCUCCCAGGAUGCGCGGCGCCCCCCGCCUCCUCCGGCCGGAACCCUAGCUAGGCGCAGGCGAGCGGCUCCCCCGCGACGCCGCCACCACGCCCCCCGUCCCGCCUGCCCGCCGAUGGGGCGGCCGGGGUACCUGACGCUGCCCAUCUUCUCGGUGCUCGCGGCGAUCGGGUACGUCUACUACACCACGGUGUUCGUCGCGGUCGCCGGGUGGCUGGGGCUCGCCACGGCUGCCGGGGUCGCCAACGCCGCCGCGUUCACGGCCCUCGCCGCCGCCUGCCUCGCCACCUACGCCGUCGCCGUCUGCCGGGACCCGGGCCGCGUGCCGCCCGCGUUCCUACCCGAUGUCGAGGACGCAGAGACCCCCGUCCACGAGGUCAAGCGCAAGGGUGGUGAUUUGAGAUAUUGCCAGAAAUGUGGACACUAUAAGCCUCCACGUGCACACCAUUGCCGUGUGUGCAAGAGAUGUGUUCUAAAAAUGGACCAUCACUGCAUUUGGAUUAAUAACUGUGUUGGACAUGAGAACUACAAGAUAUUUUUGGUCUUUGUAUUGUAUGCUGUAACUGCAAGCUUCUAUUCUAUGAUUCUGAUUAUAGGGAGUGUCAUGCACAGUGCUCCUAAAGAUGAACAGUCAGGAAGUGAUUCUUCUAAAACAUCGAUUAUUAUUUGUGGGGUCAUUCUUUGCCCAUUAACUUUGGCGUUGACAUUUCUCUUGGGCUGGCACAUUUACCUGAUAUUGCAGAAUAAAACUACAAUUGAGUACCAUGAAGGAGUCAGAGCAAUGUGGUUGGCAGAAAAGGGUGGAGACCUUUAUCAUCAUCCAUAUGAUCUUGGUGUUUAUGAGAAUCUUAUUUCAGUGUUGGGGCGGAGCAUAUUCUGCUGGUUCUGCCCAGUAUCAAAUAAUACAGGCAAUGGCCUUCGGUUCCGUGCAUCAUAUGAUCUUACAUCAUCUAAGCCAGCGAUGUGAUUUAUGCAAGAUAACAUUACAUUCACAGUAGGUCAGCAGAUACGUCUUAAAAGUUAAAACCCUGGACUGUAAGAUACAGUAGAAUUGGAUUGCAGCUCCAGGGGCCUCUUCUGAGUUUGGACGUGAAAAUGUUGACCUAGUAGUUUUUUCAUUCUUCACACACAGAAAAAUCACUGUUCCCCUGCUCAUAAUCUGGAGUAGGCUGUACUUGCACACAGAAGAUUUAACCAAUGUAAUUCUGUUGUAAAGUGUACAUACUGAGGUGUUUGAAAGCCAUGUAUGCAUGAAAGGGACAUGAAAUCAAUUUUUCUAAGAUCAUUUUUGCACGCUCGGUUCAAAGUA